This is a messenger RNA of Brugia pahangi, 1755 nucleotides long. Lineage: Eukaryota; Metazoa; Nematoda; Chromadorea; Rhabditida; Onchocercidae. The record is from the annotation of a GenBank genome assembly.
AUGUUCUUCACUGUAUCUAUAACACCAAUCAUCUGGUUCGAUCUUCUACUUUGCAUCGCUUCUGAUAAAAAUGAAACUUCCCAUCUACCUAAUUUCGGUGCUGCUGAUAAAAUUGUUACAAAUAAUACUUAUUCUGGUAUCUCAGACAGCUUUGAUUACAACAAUUUUGAGCCAUUGUUUGGCUCAGAAUUUCCAUCCGAUCCUUCGCAGUUGAUUGAUUUCGAUCAGUUGAGUGAAAUUGAGGAUAUAAGCAGCAAAGAAUCGAAACCCGAGAUCACAAAUGCUCCUCAUCCUGGCUUUUCAAACAGCCAUGGUUUAUUGGGCCACACUAAUUUGGACUCAUUACUUGGUUCAUAUACAGAUUCAAAUAGGAAUGUGUGGAGAGAUGCUAAUGGAGAAUUAAAAACAAAUGAUGAUAAAGCACGAUAUCCUAUCAUUAGAGAUGCUCAAAGUGAAACUUCUUCGCCACUUAAUGUCGACACCGAUGACAUUAUUACAUAUAUGCACUUACCUGGUUCACAACAAAAUGCGGUUCCGAUCUAUUUUCACCAACUUACUCUUUCCCCAGAUGACACAUCCAGUCAACAUGGAAAUACUAAAGAGAGCAACAUCGAUAACAAACACUUCCUGAAUAGCUUGAGUAUCCACGACUGCAGGGGAAAUACCAAUGAAGGAUCAGAAACAGAUAACAGAAAGUAUAUUUGUUAUUAUCCCGGGUGUACUGUGAUCACGGAAAAUUACAAAGGAUAUGUAAUACACAGGAAAGCACAUGGUCAACCUUUCAUCUAUGAAUGCAGAGUGCCCGGUUGUGGGAGGACAUUCAACCAUGAAUCAUCAUUUCGCAGUCACAAGCAAACGCAUGAACCUCAUCUUCAAUGCGAGUGCUGCGGCAAAUUCUUCACCACCAGGAAGGGACUGCAAUAUCAUACGAUGAGUUGCCAAACAAAAUCUCAUAAACGAAGCUAUGAAUGCCUCUACCCCGGGUGUGCUGUGAUCGCGAUGAAUUACAACGAAUAUGUAACACAUAGAAAAGCACAUGGUCAACCUCUCAUCUAUGAAUGCAGAGUGCCCGGUUGUGGACGGACAUUUGACCAUGAUUCAACAUUUCGCAAUCACAAGCAAACGCAUGAACCUCGUUGUCAAUGCGAGUGCUGUGGCAGAUUCUUCACUAGAAAUGCACUAACUAAGCAUAAGGAGAGCUGCCAAGCAAUAUCUCAUGAACGAUGCUACGAAUGCUUUUAUCCCGGAUGUACUAUGAUCACGAACAGUUAUAAGGAAUAUAUAACACAUAAGAAAACACAUGGUCAACCUUUCAUCUAUGAAUGCAGAGUGCCCGGUUGUGGACGGACAUUCGACUGUGGACCAUCAUUUUACAAUCACAAGCAAACGCAUGAACGUCAUCUUCAAUGCGAGGAUUGUGACAAAUUCUUCACCACCAGGAAGGGACUGCAAUAUCAUACGAUGAAUUGCCAAACAAAAUCUCACAAAGGAAGCUACGAAUGCCUCUACCCCGGGUGUGCUGUGAUCACGAAAAGUUACAAAGAAUAUGUAACACAUAGGAAAACACAUGGUCAGCCCUUCAUCUAUGAAUGCAGAGUGCCCGGUUGUGGGCGAACAUUUGACCAUGAUUCAACAUUUUUCAAUCACAAGCAAACGCAUGAACCUCAUCCUCAAUGCGAGGAUUGUGGCAAAUUCUUCAGCACCAGGAAUGCACUGAAAUCUCACAUGAAAAUCUGCCAAACAAAAUCUCGUUAG